Molecule: messenger RNA, 2795 nt
Organism: Hydractinia symbiolongicarpus
Lineage: Eukaryota; Metazoa; Cnidaria; Hydrozoa; Anthoathecata; Hydractiniidae
Product: guanine nucleotide-binding protein G(q) subunit alpha-like
Exons: 7
Coding region: 312-1385 (357 amino acids)
Biological process (GO): adenylate cyclase-modulating G protein-coupled receptor signaling pathway
Cellular component (GO): heterotrimeric G-protein complex
Molecular function (GO): G-protein beta/gamma-subunit complex binding; guanyl nucleotide binding; GTPase activity
Source: RefSeq, a predicted model, not a curated record
CUUUUUUAUUUUGCUGGGAACUCCUGUUGUCUGUGAGAAGCUUGAGCGAAGUUGCAGAAGUCCAGAAAUGGAUGGGAGAUCACUUUUUAAAUGACUUUCAUGGAUACGCCCAAGCACUUUUGCAUGUUAUAAGGAUAGUAAACGAGUUAUACGUUUAUUUACUUCGUCGAACUCUUAUGAAGGCUUCGGCUGUUCAAGAAUACUUAAAACGGACAGAGAAAGACCUUUGUCAUAGCGGCAAGGCUUCAUUAACUCGAGAUAGACCAUAGUCAUAGUAUAGUAAUAGGCAUAUAACUAAUCAAUUAAUAAACAUGCCUAUGGAUGGCUGUUGCCUCUCUGAAGAUGCUAAGGAGCAAAAACGAAUAAAUGACGAAAUAGAACGUCAGCUUAGAAAAGAUAAACGUGAUGCAAGACGUGAACUAAAGCUACUUUUGCUUGGGACUGGGGAAUCUGGAAAAAGUACCUUUAUCAAACAGAUGAGAAUUAUCCAUGGUCAAGGAUAUACCGAAGAUGAUAGAAAAGGAUAUACCAAGCUUGUUUUUCAAAAUAUAUUUCAAGCCAUUCAAGCACUAUGUAGGGCUAUGAAAACUCUAAACAUUGAUUAUGAAAACCCUUCAGCAAAUGAGGAGAAUGCUAAACUGGUAUUGAGUGUAGAUCAUGAACAAGUUUCAGUGUUAGAACUGCAUUGUACGAAAGCUAUAGGUGUCCUCUGGAAAGAUAAUGGUAUACAAGAAGCAUAUGAUCGUAGGAGGGAAUUUCAAUUAUCUGAUUCAGCAAGAUAUUAUUUAAGUGACUUGGAGAGGAUAUCAGCACCAAGUUAUGUUCCAAAUGAGCAAGAUGUACUACGUGCAAGGGCACCCACCACUGGAAUUAUUGAAUAUCCAUUUGACUUGGAUACAAUUAUUUUUAGGAUGGUAGAUGUGGGUGGACAACGUUCUGAAAGGAGAAAAUGGAUUCACUGCUUUGAAAAUGUUACGUCAAUUAUGUUUUUGGUUGCACUUAGUGAAUAUGACCAAGUUUUGUUUGAAUCAGAAAAUGAGAAUCGAAUGGAAGAGAGUAAAGCCUUAUUCAAGACCAUAAUAACUUAUCCAUGGUUUCAACAAUCUUCUAUCAUCUUAUUUCUUAAUAAAACAGAUUUAUUGAAAGAAAAAAUACAAAAGUCAGACUUAGUUACAUAUUUCCCAGAUUAUGAUGGUCCUAGUCAAGAUGCCAAAUCUGCUCAGGAUUUUAUUUUGAAGAUGUUUGUUGAUCUGAAUCCCGAUACUGAAAAAAUAAUUUAUUCACAUUUUACUUGCGCAACAGACACAGAAAACAUUCGAUUCGUGUUUGCAGCUGUGAAAGACACUAUUUUACAGUUGAACCUGAAAGAGUAUAAUUUAGUGUAAAAGAAAUUUAAAAAAAAUACACAAUUCCAUAUUUGUGGAUAGUUUCCGGUGAUACUGGAACGCUUCAUUCAUAUCAUCUAUGAAGAUUUUUUUUUUGAAGAAGAUGAAUUUUUCCGAUGAAAAGAAAGACAAAUAUUCGAAGAACACUAAUUUGAAGAUUAUAAAAAGGUUUCGUAGUAUAUUCGCUUGCAGCCUGAAUGCACUACGUUAGAAAUUAUGAAGUAACAACCGGAGGUUUCUGUGGAUGGACAUGAUGUAAAAAUCUGUUCGAAGUGAUGUUGUUUUUUGGGAUGAGAUUUUAUGGGUGUACCACUCAUAUUUUAUGCACGUGUGACGUAAAAGACCUGUGACCACCAAAUAUCAGGUUUUUUGAUCACUUUCCCAGUGUCUUAUAAAUAAGUCUUUCUCACCCAAGUAAGAAUACUCAAAAGUGUCCAUUGCUAUACAAAGAAGUUUGUCUCCUCCGCAGGUGCAAAAUGUGUAUGGUGAUUGUAGUAAUAUGUAUUAUCUAUCAAAAGCAAUGUUCGUUUUUAGUAGGCGAAAAAUAUGUGAAUAUAUUAUGCUGAAAAAUUGUAUGUCCUCUCGAUUUACUUAGGAUAUAGUUAAAUUUAAUGAUCCCGCAUAUUUUUUUAGUUUUUAUUCUCAACUCAGCUAUGUAAACUCCUUAUAUACACUUAGAUACCACAGUUUAUUUUUAUGUGUUCUUAUUUACCAUGUACAAUUUAUUAUAAUUCGUUCUUUACGGUGCGUAUGGACAUAACACUCUACUCAGGACGUCAUUCUCUUGUGAGUUCACCAUGCAGUUUAUUCUACAAGCAUAAUGCACAAGUAUAAAAAUUACGCUAGUCAAUUAGUUUUUCGUUCUUUUAACGUGUGUUUUAGAAAAAAAGUCACUUAAUAAAACGUUUCGAGAUAGUGUGUUUGUUGUUAUUUAAGGCUAUGAAUAAUUUGUGGAAUUCACUUAUGAGACGAAGGUCUAACUACUUUAGCUACUUUCCUAAAACAGCGUUUUACUUUUUUGUGUGUUUUAUAUCACUGUGCUAAUGUUUUUGUUAUUUAUGUGCAGAAUAAAACAUUUUUAUCUCAUUAGAAUACUGUUUUUCCUGUAAAAAAACAUUUUUUUUAAUGUUGCACCAAACUUGUAAUUUUGCUUGUAGAUGUACUGUAGUUUACUGGUGUUUUCCAAAUUAACUAGUGAUGAGAUAACGGCUUUUUAAACAAACUGUAGAAAACAUCCAUAUCAUUUUGAUACAAUUGAUUCGAGAUUUCUUCAUUUGAGUACGGUGCAAAUUUUUGUGAGGAGAGAGUUUGAAUGUCUUCCAUUUUUGUGUUUAUAUUUUAUGCUUCGUCUAAUCACCACUGUACUAAAAUUUAACGACAUCGCUUAUCAUAAUUGUGAAAUGAAAAUUA